AUAUCGGAUACUGGAUAGCCUUUCGACUCUUCCGGCGAACUCUGAUCGACUGCCGAAAAUACGAGUGGAAGACGUGGCGAUGGCGGUUGUAGUCGUCGGCGUUGACAAUAAUUGAUAGGCGAUAAUUUUCCCUGCUCGACCUGUUGCACGGUGCUCCAUACACUAAUUUUUUCGUGAACGAAGGAACUAACCAACACUAUCUUACAAGGAAGGUAAAACAGGAUCCGCAGUAUUAUUUGAUGAAUAAAAAUUGAGAAUAAUAAAAAUUCAAUUAGGUAAUUGAAGAAUUCUUAGAAAAAAAUGAUUGCUGUAUGUAUUACGUUAUAAAGAAGGAAAAAUGAAUAACAAAGAGUAUUCACACUUUUUUGGCACAACGGAAACUAAACGUGUGUUAAAUGUUGAUUAUCCUAUAGAAAGUUCAUCAUUAGUAAGACCUAUACCAAUAAAGAAAAAUGGAGAUCUUAACUUGUUACAAAAUGAUGGAUUUGAAUUGUUUGAUACAUCUAAUGAUUUUAUUCAAAAUCAUAUUGUAGUCAAUAAUGCAGAUCAAAAUUUGUUCACUAAUAACGAUUCUGGGCGGAUAGGAAGAUCUGAUGAUAUGUCUUUCAUAAAAAUGGAUGAAGAAAUUUUACAGGCAGAUCAAUCCAAUUUGCUUCACGGACCAACAUUAGCUGAAUUAAAUGCCUAUGGUGGUGAUAAUUUAUUAGAAAACUUCAAUUUUGAUGAUUUGUUAUUACCACCUGAUUCAGAAAUGUUUGAAAUUCCUGACACAUUUAUGAGUUCAUACUUGAUGGAUCAUGCUGUGGAUACUAGCCCUGUUAACAGACCGAGUUCUUCAAAGUCUGGCUUUCAACAUUCACCAAAUAAAUGCAGUUCUCUUUCAUCACUUUCUCCAGGUCAAACAAAUUCAAUAACACUACAAGAACUCAUGAAGAAAGAAACAAAAUCACAAAAGUGUUUAUCUCCUCCUAUAUUUGGAACUAGUGUUCCGGGAUCAGGAUUUAUGCUGGCUAGAAAAUCGAGUGAACAUUUUUCGUCAUCAGCUCCUACUCAUCUUGGACUUGACCAAAUGUGGCAGCAUAGAGAACCUCGACAGCAUUUAUUAUCCACUGGAUCAUUAACAGAAGCGGAAUCUACUUCCUCGAUUUCUACUGGAGGUGUUUUGACUCCAGAAGCUUAUGAUUUGUCAUUUGAUGAAUCAGUCGGUGAUUCUGAUAAUGAUACAGAACAAGAAGAAUCUUAUUCAUCUGAUAUCGAUUCAGAGGGCAGUGAUUGUGGUAGAACAUCUGCUGAAUCAUCUUUACACAAGGAUGGAUUUUUUUGGCAGUACAGUGCUAAUUCUAAGGUUCCUAAACGUCAAAGAUUAGUAUUAAAAUGUAAGCUAAAGGAUUCACAUUGUUUAAACGAGAUUAUUGAUCCAGUAUUUAGUCCGAAUUGUUCAAUCAAAGGAAUUAAACAUAGUGGUAAACCAAGAAAGGGAGAUGGUAAUAACCUAACACCAAAUCCUAAACAAUUACAGUUAAUUGGCAGUGAAUUGGAUAAAUGGAAUAAAAUUAUAACUGAAAUGACACCAGUCAGCGAGUUGCCAUUUGAUCUUAGAAAAAAUGCCCGUAAAGAAAAGAACAAAUUAGUAUCCAGAGCAUGUCGGUUGAGGAUAAAAGCUCAACAUGAGGCGAACAAAAUAAAACUUUAUGGAUUAAGAACUGAACACAGGCGUUUAAGUAAUGCUAUAGCUCAAAUGAAGAAGUUAUUUCUAAAAGAAAAUCAUGGAUUGUCAAAUGCCAGUGAGAAAAUUAUAAAAUAUGCUACUAGAUUAAAAGUAGCUGGAAAAACUACACAAUUUGUGAACGAAGUUCUGGAGAAAACCAAAUUAGGUGCACCGCGGGGUGGCUUGGAUGAGCUAUAGCUGCUGAAAAUCAAGUACCUUUAAACUAGUCUUUAUAUAAGUUAUUUAGUUAAAAUAUUAUUAAAGAUGAUCGCAAUAAUCUCUCGUUAUGAUUAAGUUGACCGCCAACAUAAGAAGUCACUUAUGUUUUUAUUGCAACUGUUAUUUUUAUUUUUAAUACUAUUGAUUAAUGAUUAUACAUUUAUCAGUCAAUUAUAAAAUCCUACUAUUCCUAGAAAGUAUAUUAGAAAGUUCGUUAAUUUGUUCAACAUUAACAGUAUCAUUACUUUUUUUUUAAUUCUUUAUAAUUUGAUUUAGCUUUACUUUUUUGAUAACUUGGACCUGUUUAGUAUGACCCUAUAUUAAAUGCUUAUU
Metopolophium dirhodum (rose-grain aphid) is the source of this 2260-nucleotide messenger RNA. Its product is annotated as protein CREBRF homolog. Bases 338 to 1906 code for a protein of 522 amino acids. Gene Ontology annotation, biological process: response to unfolded protein; regulation of transcription by RNA polymerase II. Lineage: Eukaryota; Metazoa; Arthropoda; Insecta; Hemiptera; Aphididae. The transcript is spliced from 9 exons. Gene Ontology annotation, molecular function: DNA-binding transcription factor activity, RNA polymerase II-specific; RNA polymerase II transcription regulatory region sequence-specific DNA binding. Gene Ontology annotation, cellular component: nucleus. The record is from RefSeq and is a predicted model, not a curated record.